Molecule: messenger RNA, 4789 nt
Organism: Mobula hypostoma (lesser devil ray)
Lineage: Eukaryota; Metazoa; Chordata; Chondrichthyes; Myliobatiformes; Myliobatidae
Gene: podn
Product: podocan
Exons: 9
Coding region: 207-1979 (590 amino acids)
Molecular function (GO): protein binding
Source: RefSeq, a predicted model, not a curated record
AUAAUUGUGAGGAAUUUGCAAAGUAUAUAUUAUUAUCAGUUGUACCAGGCUAACUUCAAGUUUUAGCAUAUUUAAUAAUUAAUUUUCUCCACCAAUUAUAGUUAAAAUGAUGGAAUUAAAAUUUUGUAUUAAAUAGGCUGUGACAUUCUACCCCAUCUUGUAUGUGCUAAAUCUUAAAAAGAGUUGUAUUGUUUCAGGAGGUAAAAAUGUAUUGGAGCAGUUGGCACCCUGUGUUGCUAUGGCUUCUGAGUUUCAGCUGCAGUGCAAUAAGUGAAGAAAAUUACAUCCGUGAAUUAGUAAAGAAUCAAACAGGAGUGACAACUGAGCUCGAAGUGCAAGUAGACUACUGCCCUACUGACUGCAGUUGUAACCUGGAUGGAACUGUGAACUGUGCUGGGGUGGACCUAAAGGAAUUUCCCAAGAACUUAUCGCAAACGAUAUUACAUCUGUCUUUGCAGAACAAUGCUUUGGAAGUGAUCCCACUGGAGGAGUUAUCAAGGCUGCAGAGUCUGGAGACUUUUAAUUUACAGAAUAAUCGGCUUACAUCUAAAGGUCUUCCUGAUGAUUCAUUCCGUUCUCUUAAGAAUUUGCUGUAUUUGUACCUGGCAAACAAUAAGUUAACAGUUGCUCCAAAAUACCUGCCGAAAACCUUGAUGAGUGCAGAUCUUGCAGCCAAUUACCUGACAAAGAUAUAUCCCCUCACUUUUGGGCAAAAACCAAGUCUAAGGUCUAUCUAUCUCCAUAACAAUAAACUGACAGAUGCAGGAUUACCUGAUCAUAUGUUCAAUGGAUCUGAUGGUGUUGGAGUAUUAAUCAUGUCCAGUAAUUUCCUGAAGUAUGUUCCCAAGAACUUGCCAAAAGGGCUGUUCAGAUUACAUUUAAAAAACAACAAACUGGAAAAGAUUCCAAAGGGAGCUUUUGAUCAUCUUUUGAAUCUCCGUGAACUAUACCUUCACAAUAAUUUUAUAACCAAUGAAGGAAUGGACAAUGAAACAUUUUGGAAACUGUCAAGCUUGGAAUACCUGGAUUUGUCGAGCAACAAUCUGACUCAAAUACCAAGAGGGUUACCUCGAAAUAUUAUCCUCCUGCACUUGGAGAAAAAUGCCAUUAAGUCAGUACCUGCUAACUGGCUGACACAGAUAAAAAAUCUUGAAUACCUCUUGCUUCAUAAUAACAAGAUAAGGGCAAAAGCAAUUCACCCACUUGCGUUCAAGGGACUUAAAAAGCUCCAUACCUUUCACCUCUACAAUAAUUUGCUUGAAAGGAUCCCAAGUGGCUUACCGCGGCGGGUGAAGACGUUAAUGCUUCUCCACAAUCAGAUCUCAGAAAUUUCCAGAAAUGAUUUUGCUUACACAUAUUUUUUGACAGAACUUAAUCUGAGUUACAACAAACUAACAAGUCCAAAAAUCCACCCUGAAGCAUUCCGGAAAAUGAGGCUGCUUGAAUCGUUGGAUUUUUCUGGAAAUAACCUGAAUGUAGUGCCCAGUGGUCUGCCGAAGAAUUUGCACAUAUUGAAGCUAAAGGAAAAUGAAAUCAGCUCAAUUCCUGAUGGCUCACUCUCCAGAAUGACAAAACUUAAGGAGCUCUUCCUGAGUAAUAACAAACUUAAACUGAACUCGGUCUAUUCAGGAGCAUGGAAACAACUGCCUGCACUCCAGCUUUUGGAUUUAUCAGGCAAUCAGCUUUCCCAUAUUCCUACUGAUCUACCUGAGUCUCUUCAGUACAUUUACCUUCAGAACAAUCAAAUUUCUGUCAUUCCAGAGAAUGCUUUUGAAUCCACGCCUAACAUCAAAGGGAUUUUUCUUAGGGACAACAGUCUAACAACAACUAGAGUGAAAGUAUUUGAAAAGCUGAAGUUCUUACAAGUACUGGAUAUGGGCCCCUACACAGAGUCCAUUUCCACAUCCACAAAGGAAAACGGCACCUCAGAAGACAAUUCAGAGAAUGAUUCUGACCAAGCUAUUCAGAAUGACAAGUAAUCACCCAUGAACAAUAAUCAAGACAUUUAGCCUUGUGUUUUCCAUAUACAAAGGUUGUGUAUGUGUAAUCCUCUCUUCCUAUGACUUUAAGCUCACUCCAGUCUACGUACCCAGUGAUGCCUUAGCUCCCUGUUGUUUUCCACCUCUUUUACUACUCACUCAUUUCUUUCAACUAUACCUUUGGUAUCAUGUCAUUCCAGAUCAAGUACUCAAUUUCACCUCCCCAGCUUCACUCUUGCUGUUGUUAUCACCCUGAAGAAUAGUUGUGUUUAGCAUUGGGUUUUCAUGCACAAAUGUUAUGUACUUCUGCCAUCCAAAUCUGUGUACCCUUUUAUCACCCUUAAAAAAAGUCUUCUUAAUUCACAGAUUUUUAGUCCUCUGGUUGUUUUUCAUUACCAGAGUGUUGUUUUACAUCCAUAGUGUCUCUGCUCCUUAUCCAAUGAUCCCAAAUCCAGUUUAUUUGCUGCCAUAACUAUGAUAUUUAAAGAUUCAAGCAAAUAUAUCUCCUUAUGUCCACCACCUCCUUGGCCUUUCUAACAUUAUCAACAAUAUUUAAUCUUCUCCAAAGAUUCUGACAUACUGUCUGCCACAGGGAUGACACCUCAUGAACUUCUCUCAGUAUUAGUAUUAUCUGCAUGCAAUGCCACCUCCUCCUCUGUUCCUCUGAUCACUUCUGGUUCUGCCUUUCAUUCAUGACUAUAGCAUUACUAAAAUUUAAGAACAGAGUUUGUUUCCAUAAUCUGUUUCUGCCUCUUCUUAUUUCUGAGCCAACGGUCAUUGCUUUUGGUUUUGAAAUUGCCUGUGAGAUAUCAUUUGGGCCAAAGCUUCCCCUAGCUGAGACUCUUGAGUCCCCAUGUCCGGCUUCCAUUCCAUCACUCUCUUUAUCAAUAUCUCAAAAUGAAUCAAGGGUUGUGGAAAUUUGGCAUUCCGUUUAGUCCUGAUAUAAAAAGAGAAAAUUCUGGCAAGAGUCAACAAGCAUGUAAGCACCCGUGGAGAGAGAAACAGAGUUAAUGUUUCAGAAUUCAACAGAAAUUUAACAUUUUCCAUCUAACAGAAAUGAGGAAAUUUAGAAAUCAUGAUUUGGACUGCAAUGAAGGGAGAGGAAUGCAGAGAACAAGGGGAAAUUGUAUCAUUUCUUAAUGCAUGCAUUACUAAAUGACAAUAAAAGAGGACUGCAUGUCCUCAUAAUCUAAUAAUCUAAUCUAAUACAUGCAUUUGGGACCAAGAGAAACAGAAUGACACAAAAGUAGUGAUGAUGCUAGCUAAGAGAUUGGGUGAAAGGCUGAUCCAAGUGAAGAAGGAUGUAGAGGAGGUGGAUGAAGCAAAGGCAAGAGACAAAACAAAGAGGCUGGAGCUGAAAUGUACAAAAUACUGCAGUUGCUGGGAAACUGUAAGAAAAAAAAUAUAUACCCAGCAGACAACCUUUGUAGAGAUUUGUAAUCCUAUUACUGAUGCAGUUUGAUGACCCUUUCAUCAGAACUGAUCAGCUCUGAUGCAAACUGAAAGAGCUGGCAAUUGCAAAUGGUGAAAUUCAGUUCGAUACCUACAGGCUGCAGCUGCCUUGUUGGAAGAUGGCAUGUUGAUCCUUGAGCAUACUGAAAUAAUAUAGAGACAUCUGGGUUCAGGUACAAUGGAAUGGAAAAUUGAAGUAACUAACAACUAAAAGCUCAACAUAGUUUCCUCUCCACAGAUGCUGCCUGACCUCUGUGUAUCUUCAACAUUUUGUUUUUAUUUCAAACUUGCAGCACCUGUCCCUCCUUCACCACUGAUUCUCUGUAAUCUUUCUAACAUUUCUAAUCUCUGUUUCCAUCUGUAGUGUUCUGUUGGCAAAAUCCUGAAACAUGUCUAAAUUAUUUCUUACAUUUGCCUCCCCCGCCCCCCCACCACUCCCUCUCCCACUGUAGCUGGAUCUCCCAACUGUUCUCCACAAGAUUCAUAAGAUCAAAUACAGUCCAUGUUUUUACCAAGAUUAGGUCUCAAUCCCCUAUCAUCUGCUGCCUCCAAGCUUACAAAAUGGCUGUGUCCUAAACAUUCUUAAGAAUUUCCUAUCAUCAAGUUCUUCCUGCCAUCUGUUUUAAUCCAGUGCAUAACCACACAUCUGAAAUACCUGCUCUCUCCUCAAUAUUUACAACUUUAUUUCACCACAGAGACUGGUGAAUGUUUGAAUCAAGCUGCCUUGCCUACCUUCCUCUCCUCUUCAAUCUCACCAUCAUUUUCAAGUCUCACCAUUUUGUCAUGUUCAUGUCCACAUUAUUGUUUCCUUCAUCAGUAUAAAAUACUGAGACACCUUUUGUAUAUAAAAAUAUGGUAUAAAAUAUGGUUUGUUUGCAGGGGAAGACAAUGGCAUUUGUUGGAUGAUAAUGGCAGAAUUGCUGUUACUGUACUUUUAUAAAUAAACCAGCUGAUUGUGUUUAUAUCCAUGUUAAUUAGAAUAAGUCUCCAAAUAACAAAUCUAUUAUCGAAAGUUAUAUAUCCUAAUUCAACAUUUCAAAGGUAAACUUCUUUUAUUGAAUAUGCCUAUCCCUUCAAAGGAUUGUUCUACCGUCAUGAACAAUGCAGCUUAAAGGAUUCCAUCCAGUCCACUGUGCCUGUGAUGAUGAGACAUUCUCAAUUAACUCUGGCUGUUGAUAUAGAUCAGGGGUUUCCAACCUAUUUAUGCCAUGGACCAAUACCAGUACACAAGGGGUCUGUGGACCUCAGGUUGGGAACUCUUGAUAUAGAUAAUAACUAUCACAUGAGAGUAUCACAAGAAUUUAAUUUUGGCAAUAAAAUUUAUUGUUUCUAAUUAGGUUUUAACUUGGUGCAUUUAG